Entelurus aequoreus (snake pipefish) is the source of this 2273-nucleotide messenger RNA. RefSeq names its product zinc finger protein OZF-like. Gene Ontology annotation, biological process: regulation of transcription by RNA polymerase II. The transcript is spliced from 3 exons. Gene Ontology annotation, molecular function: DNA-binding transcription factor activity; RNA polymerase II cis-regulatory region sequence-specific DNA binding. Lineage: Eukaryota; Metazoa; Chordata; Actinopteri; Syngnathiformes; Syngnathidae. The coding region runs from base 455 to 1747 and encodes 430 amino acids. The record is from RefSeq and is a predicted model, not a curated record.
UAAUAACUCCGUCGAAGAAGAAAAAGGGCGGAAGUUGGCAUGUUUCGACGACAGCGAAAGACAAAAAGAGCCACGACCACGGAUUAUUAAGUCAAAAAACAUCCAAAAUGUUGAAAGAGUUGGUGCAGGAGCGACUAAUGGCGGCGGCUGAUGAAAUAUUCGCGCUGUUUGAACGAACGAUAGCGUCCUACGAGGAGGAACUUUCUACAACCAGAGAGGAGAAGAAGCGACAUCGACAACAACUGGAAGCUGCUAGCAAACCCCACAAUAAAGGAAAAUUGCUGUGGAAAUGAAAGUUGGAUUGUAUUCUUCAAUACCGCCGCGAGAUGGCAGCAGUGUGACGUCACGAAGGCUUCAGCCCCGGAAGAAGAAGAAAUGCGGAAGUUGGCGCCUUUCAACUGCGACAAAAGACAAAGAACGACGAAGACGAAGUUUGAGUUGAAAAACAUUACAAAUGUUGAAAGAGUUGGUGAAGGAGCGACUCAUGGCGGCGGCCGAUGAAAUAUUCGCGCUGUUUGAAAGAACCAUCGCGUCGUACGAGGAGGAACUUUCUCGAACACGAGAGGAGAAGACUGUUCACAAUGAAGGUGUCCGACAGCUGAUUGAUCGUCAGGAAAAACGUCCCCCUCGGCCGGGGGCGCGAAUCUCCACUUUAAAUGAUGAGGAUCCACAGCCCCCCCACAUUAAAGAGGAAGAGGAGGCGUCGCAGGAGGAAGAGUUCUUGACCCCUCGGUGGGGAGACUGUCUUCCUGGCUUGAGGGAGGCUGAUCUCACCAAGUUGCAACGGACUGUGGUCUCCAUGAAGACUGAAGACCCAGAAGAGAAACCGCCUGAGUUUCAUCACAGUCCGUGUGAGGAGACCAGAGGGGCGGAGCCUCCAAGCACCAGCUCACUACCACACAUGACAACAGACCUGUGUGGAGCGCCGCUGUCAGACAGCGACGACACAACAUCACACUUUCCUGACGAUGAAGAACCUUGGAGCAGCGGCGCAGACUGUGAAGGUGACAUCAGGACUCAAACCGACAACCCACACUUCAAAUGUUCUGAAGAGACCGGUAAAAAAUGUUUCAACUGCUCGUUUUGUGCCAAAGAAUUCCCGAUGAUGUCCAGUUUGACUCAACACAUGAGAACGCACACCGGAGAAAAACCUUUUAAUUGCUCAGUUUGCAGUAGCACAUUUUCUCACAGGUUCGCUUUAAAACGACACAAGAGAACUCACGCAGGAGAAAAACCUUUUAGUUGCUUCGUUUGCCACAACAGGUUCACUCAAAAGGACACUUUGGUGAAACACAUGCGCACGCACACCGGAGAAAAACCCUUUAGAUGUUCAGCUUGCGACAACAGAUUUACUCAAAAGGCCACGCUGGUGAAACACAUGCAGACGCACACAGGAGAAAAACCCUUUUGUUGUACAGUCUGUGGUAAAAGAUUCACCCGUAAGUCAACUUGGGUGUCGCACAGGAGAACACACACAGGAGAAAAACCUUUUAGUUGUUUAGUGUGCACAAGCACGUUUUCUCAAAAGUCUGCUUUAAAGAUACACAUGAGGACGCACACUGGAGAAAAACCGUUCAGUUGUUCAGUUUGCGGCAGUAGAUUCUCUCACAGGUCGGCUUUGAAAAUACACGCAAGGACACACACAGGAGAAAAACCUUUUAUCUGUCUGGAUUGCAGCAGUACGUUUUCUCACAGGUCUACUUUAAAAAUUCACAUGAGAACACACGCGGGGGAGAAACACUCUUAGUUGCUCAUGUUGUGGCCAUAGCUUUUGUCUUGAAAACGGCUUAAAAACGCAGCUUUUAAUUAAAAAAAAUUUAAAAAAAACUUACAUACACAAAGGAUAGUAAACAUUUUCAGACAUAAUUUGUACUAAAAGAUUCAAGAAAGAACAAAAAGAAACGACAAAUAAGCAGCAGUUACUGCAUUCAGUAGUCUGCGCGAUGCAAGUCGAGGCAGAUGGCCGCCCUACCCUGACUUAGUGUUGUGUAUUUCCUUUCCAAUUCUUCCUCUUGUGGGGUUUUCUUUCCUUAAAUUCUGUCAAGUUUGGUCGGAACCUUUAUAAGCCACACACCAGAAAUCAAACAAAAGAUGCAUUAAAAGUAAUUGUCUGAUUAUUGUUUAGCAGACAUAUCACAUGCAAGUAAACACAACUGUUUGUGUUAUUUUGUGUACUUUGUACGCUGUGCUAAGAUAUGUAUUAUAUUCUUAGUAGCUAACGUUGUUUUCUGUAUACAAAACUGAUUUUAAUCUCAAAUAAAUCGGUUUGGUGU